GCACCACCGACGUGACCUGGCGGCAGGCGACCAGGAGCGAGCAGCACGCAGCACGGCAGCAGCCUUUCGGCCAGAGAGGUUCAGGGCAGUCACGGUCAACUCAAACACCUCUCAACUGCAAAUCACUUUCUUUUCCACCAAACCAGCUCGCUCUGCACCCAACUUUCUCCUGUAUUCUUCUUUUCUUUUCCAUCGGCAGCUUAGCAGAGACUGUUGCUUCCAUCGAAACGCGCUUCAUUUCCAAUUCCGACCCUCUUAGGCGGUCGAGAGUUGUCCGAAAACACACUUAUUUACACACCAGUUUGCGCCACCCCAGCCAACCGCAACCAUGAGCAACAGCAUGCGCGACUUGAUUGACGGCGAGGCCGAGCUCGAUGACGAGGAGGAUGAUGAGUCCUUCGAUGAGGAGGCCGGCGACCGCCCGAGAAGAAGACCCAACAUUGAUGAUUCCAGCGAAGAGGAGGAAGACGACGAAGAUGAGGAAGAGGCCAGAAAGAUCCGCGAAGGUUUCAUCGUAGACGAAGAUGAAGAGGACGAGGCUGAGGAUUCCGACGCGCGCGAACGCCGUAGGAGAAAGAAGCGCCGCCGUGAGCGCGAAGAAGAGGAGCAGCUCGACGAAGAAGAUCUCGACCUUAUUGGCGAAGCAAUUCCUGAGUGGGAGCGGAAGCCACAACCCCAGCAAACCAAGUUCAAGCGCCUGAAACGGGGUCAUAGGGAUGACCACCGCCCCACUGAACGUCGCGGUCUUGCCGAGAUCUUCUCCGACGAGGACGAAGAGCACGAUGAUCGAGGCUACGGCCGUCCCAGCGGCCGCGCUCAAGCGGACGAGUUUGACGACUUCAUCGAAGAUGAUUACCCCGAGGAUGACGAAGAACGCCGACACCGCGAAGAAGAUGAGGAGGUCGCUCGUCCCAAGGAUAGGGGCCUUAACAUCGAUACAACCGGGCUCGACAAGGAUGCUCUUGAUGACAUGGAUGCCAUUUUCGGUAAUGGUGAAGACUACGAAUGGGCGUUGCAGCUGGAGGAAGAGCAGGAGCACGCGGAGCGAACAAAGGAAGAUAUCGAGUUGCAAGAUGUCUUCGAACCUUCGCAGCUCAAGGAGAAGCUUCUUACCGACGAGGAUAACAGGAUUCGGUUCAACGACGAGCCUGAGCGCUUCCAGCUCGAUCGCAAGGCUUUCAAGAAUCUCCAGAUGACGUCUGACCAGUUCAAGGAGGAGGCUCGGUGGAUCAGCAACCUGAUGCUGCCAAGCAAGAAUCUUUCCAGUGAGCUUCACGGCCCGUUCAACAAGGCCGUGGGCAAGGUCCUCGAAUUCUUCGUUAUCGACGGCGUCGAAGUUCCCUAUGUUUUCCAGCACCGAAGAGACUACCUCAUCCACGCCAAGAAGAUGCGCAACCCGAACCGCCGCGAUGAUCCCGACGCUCCCGAGUAUACUGUUGACGCCGAGAAACUCCUCACCCAAGAUGACCUGUGGAAGGUCCUGGAUCUCGACAUCAGGUUCCGGUCUUUCCUGGAGAAGCGUAACGCGUUAGAACAAACCUACGACAAGCUCAAGGAGAAGACCCGGGACGAUAUCCUUGAAGAGAUGAUACGCCAAGCCCAGUCCAUUGAGGAGCUCCAGGAUCUCCAAGAUUACCUAAACUUUCAGUACUCGGCGGAGCUCAAGGACCUUGCUGCUAACGAUAAUAGCGCACAGCGUGAGAUCAAGAGGGCCGGUGGCAGGACAGCUCAGUUUGAACGCAUCCGGCGAUCCAAUGCCUACAAGUUUGUUCAGGCACUCGGAAUAACGCCUGAUCGUCUUGCCAAGAACAUUCUGCGCGAAAGCAAGAAGGUGACCUCAGAUGACGAUUCAAGGCUACCAGAUGAUCUCGCCGACACAUUGGUAGACGCCGAUUUCCCGACGGGCGAGCAGGUUAUCAAUGCCGCUCGCCAAAUGCUUGCUGAAGAGAUGUUUGCCAGUCCUCGGAUGCGCAAACACUUCAGGAAAAACUUCUACGGCAUGGGCAUUGUGAGCUGUCGUCGUACUGAUAAGGGUCUACGCAAGAUCGACGAAGCAAAUCCUUACUACGAGGUCAAGUAUCUCAAAAACAUGUCCAUCGCCGAUCUUGCGGUUCGGCCGGAGCUCUUCCUGAAGAUGAUGAAGGCAGAGGAAGAGGGGCUCAUCGAAAUCAAGGUUUCGCUGGAGAACGAUCGCGAAUUCAGGCAACAACUUUUUAGUGACUUUGCCUCGGAGAACUUUAGCGAGCUUGCCGACAAGUGGAAUGCGGAACGCCAAAAGGUGAUCGAUUUGGCCUUUGACAAGCUUGUAAAGGUUAUUGUCAAGGGUGUGAAAGACUCCUUGCGUACGGCGUGCCAGGAUGAGCUGCUGAAGACCUGCCGUGAGCUCUACUUCAAGAGACUGGAUCAAGCCCCUUACAAGCCUAAAGGUAUGAUUAUUGGCACGAGUCCCCGCGUGCUCACUCUAUCAAAUGGCAUGGGCGACCCCAACCGUGAACCUGUAUCCUGGGUCUCGAUGGACGAGGAUGGAAGGAUUCUCGAACACGGUACCUUUACCAACCUAGCUCGCGAUGAGAGUCAGCGUGAGGCCUUGGCUGAGCUAGUCAGGCGUCGGCAACCUGAUGUUAUUGGCAUCUCCGGUUUCUCAGCCGAUACGCACCGUCUCAUCAAGGAUGUCGAGGGUCUCGUCAGUGAAAAGGGACUGGUCGGCCCCGAAUACGAUGACCCGGAGACAAACGAGUAUCGCUCUGACCUGCUCGAGGUGAUUGUCAUCAACGAUGAGGUCGCCCGGUUGUACAAGGACAGCCCUCGCGCGGUUGCAGAUCACCCGAGCCUCAAUCCGAUGACCCGGUACUGCAUUGCUCUGGCUAGAUAUAUGCAGAACCCCAUGAAGGAGUAUGCGGCCCUUGGCAAGGAUGUCACCUCUCUUCAAAUCCAUCCCUACCAGCAGUACCUUCCUCAAGCAAAGCUGCUCAAGCACCUUGAGACGGCCAUGGUCGACAUGGUCAACCUCGUCGGUGUCGAUAUCAACGUGGCGAUGCAGGACGCCAAUACCGCGCAUCUUCUUCCCUACGUCGCUGGUCUUGGUCCUCGUAAAGCACAACUGCUCAUCAAGGGUAUCAACAAGAACGGCGGCGUCGUCACCUCGCGUGACGAGCUUGUCGGUGACCCCGAACGACACAAGCUCCCCGUCCUUGGUCCUCGCGUGUGGAACAACUGCGCCAGCUUCCUUUUCAUCGAGUACGAGCCUACGAACCCUGAAUCCGACCCGCUGGACAACACUCGUAUCCAUCCUGAGGACUACGACCUUGCCCGGAAGGUGGCAGCCGAUGCACUGGGCUUGGACGAGGAGGACGUCAAGGCCGAAACUGACGAGAACGGCGCUGGUGCGAUUGUUCGCAAGCUCUUCAAGGACGAUGAGCAGGACAAGGUCAACGAGCUCAUCUUGGAGGAAUAUGCCGAGCAGCUAGAACGCGAGUACCAACAGCGCAAGCGUGCUACGCUGGAGACCAUCCGGGCUGAGUUGCAGGUGCCAUAUGAGGAGCUGCGCAAGAAGUUUGAGAGCCUUAGCGUGGAUCAGGUCUUCACCAUGCUCACGGGUGAGAACCGCGACUCGCUCUGCGAGGGCAUGAUUGUGGCGGCCAAUGUGCGGGUAGUGAAGGAUGACUUUGCUAUUGUCAAGCUGGACUGCGGCAUUGAGGGACGCGUUGAGUCUCACGAUGUUUCGUACCGCCACUCGAUUAAGGAUGUGCUUCAUGUCGGACAGGUCGUUCAGGCCAAGCUCAUUGAUCUCAACCGCAAGGAAUUUGUGAGCAAGCUAUCGAUGAGGGAUGAGGAAAUGAGGCGACCAUUCCGAAGGCACUUUGACCACGGUCGCGACCAGUGGGAUUACAGGAAGGAGGAUGAGGACAGGGAGGAGCUCCGCGAGAAGGACAAGACCACGGGCCGUGCGCAGAGAGUGGUCAACCAUCCUCUGUUCAAGCCCUUCAACAGCACCCAGGCCGAGGAGUAUCUGGGCAGUCAGCCGUCUGGCGAGGUUGUAAUCCGACCUUCUAGUAAAGGUAACGAUCACCUCGCCAUUACCUGGAAGGUGGCGGAUGGUGUGUUCCAGCAUGUCGACGUGUUCGAGUUGCAGAAGGAGAACGAGUUCGCUGUCGGCCGUGUUCUCCGCGUGGGCAAGUACACAUACCAGGAUCUGGACGAGUUGAUCGUGGACCACGUCAAGGCCAUGGCCAAGAAGGUGGAUGAGAUCAUGCAGUGCGACAAGUUCCAGAAGGGCUCCCGUAAUGAGACUGAGAAAUGGCUCACCACCUACAUGGACGCCAACCCCAACCGGUCAACAUACGCCUUCUGCAUCGACACCAAGCACCCCGGUUACUUCUUCCUCUGCUUCAAGGCCAGCCGAAACUCGCGAGUCAACGCCUGGCCGGUGCGCGUCAUCCCUCAUGCGUUCGAGCUUAUGAAGAGCCAGUACCCAGAUGUUAGGGCCCUCUGUAACGGCUUUAAGCUUCGGUACCAGAGUGAGAUGUUGAAGCAGCAGUCGGGAGGCAGAUAGUACUGCAAUAGCAGACAUAGUGGGGUUUUGAUGGGUUUUCGCUUGAUUGGUUAUAGGGUCUCCGGUUGCAAUGGAAAACAAUCUCGUUUUCUCUCUGUGUUUAGGGGUUGGACCGCAGUGGACACUGGGGCUUUGAAGAGGCAGCGCAUUUGUUCAUUGAGGGAUAGACUUUUACGUAUUUACAUCAGAUUGGGUCGUGGAUCAUGGGACCUUACAAAAAGCCGAUAUAGUUAUUCAUACGUUUAGGGAACAGUAAUGGAGAAUUACAAAAAAAAUGUUAUCAGGCAUGCUUGGAAUGAU
Molecule: messenger RNA, 4852 nt
Organism: Neurospora tetraspora
Lineage: Eukaryota; Fungi; Ascomycota; Sordariomycetes; Sordariales; Sordariaceae
Product: SH2 domain-containing protein
Exons: 4
Coding region: 329-4552 (1407 amino acids)
Biological process (GO): nucleosome organization; transcription elongation by RNA polymerase II; transcription elongation-coupled chromatin remodeling
Cellular component (GO): transcription elongation factor complex
Molecular function (GO): nucleosome binding; DNA binding; histone binding
Source: RefSeq, a predicted model, not a curated record